Molecule: messenger RNA, 2345 nt
Organism: Schistosoma mattheei
Lineage: Eukaryota; Metazoa; Platyhelminthes; Trematoda; Strigeidida; Schistosomatidae
Source: the annotation of a GenBank genome assembly
CGUUUAUGUGCUUGACGUCGCGAACUUUGACGUAGUUUUUCUUCUUUUCGUAGAUGUGUCCUCAGCUGAGUACAGUUUCACCCGAACACUCUGAACUCAAGCGUCUCCGUUCACAUGUUAGUCUAAUAACAUGUUUUACACUUUCGAUCUGUUCGGCCGCGUACAUGUACAAACUUCUGGACGAAGCAAUUGCGGAUUUUGAAACUGAACUUCCUAAAAAUGAUGACUUUAGAAAAGAUAUUAAUGAAAAACGAAGUCCAAAAACUGUUUCUCGACUAAGAGCUGUUUUGAAUCAACGUGGAGUGCUUUAUUCUUCCCUUGAUCUUAAUGAUAUUGAGUUUGCAGUUAACUCGACCGGUCUCGUUACUUCGAGUGAACUUUCAAAUGCCAAAGCUGAGCAGUUGAAGUUUGCAAACACGAAUUUCUCAAACUCCCCAGAUGCACUUCUGUACAGAAAGCUAGUUAAUCCAUUUCAUCAGUCUUUGAAGUUGGAUUACACGUCAUCUAGUUUCAAACCAAAUAGCAUCGUAUUUGACAGUGAAUCUGAAUUUAUUGAACAUGUUGAAGAUAAAAAGGAUAGUGUUUGGCUUUUAGCCGUAGCUUCUCCACAGUCUCUCUCUUCAUCAAUCGCGGGAGAUCAUACGAGCACAACUCCAUCCAGAAUAAAACCUUCAUCAGUUGUUACUGAGCAGAUUUGGUCUGUUUUAUGUUAUCGGUAUCAGUCCUUUGGAUUUAAGAUGGGUUUACUGAACUGUGGAAAACUACACAGCCUUUGUAUUGAUCGUGGCUUCAUUAAUCCUGACCUUAUUCUUGCCUUACCCAAAGGUGGUGAACGUAUGAAAGAUAUAGUACAAUUUCGACCUUUGCCUAAAGACCCAAAAUCUACAUCAAUUAUUGAUCAUGAAUCAAGUAACUACAUCUUAGAAGGUAUUCACACGUGGAUUGUAUCAGUGUUAGCAGAACGUGUAAAACCACUGAAUAACAUAAACAGCAUUUAUCCAGUGAAUUCAAUAUUAUCGAUUGACCGAUUGAUAAAAAUGGAUUAUUUAAAACAUUUAUUGUCAUUUUGGUUAUUGAAACGGCCUCAACCAAUCCAUGUUCUUUGGUUUCCUGAGUUCUCUGUCAAGUCGAAGUUAAGUCGCUCACAUCAACAACCACCAUUAGUUUUAAGUGCACUUUCUGUAACAUAUACUGGUCGAGUCCGCUUUUGGAUUGUACCGAAUGAAACAGUGAAGCAGAAUCACACAUUAAUUAAUAAUAAAGUUAAUAAUUGGCCAAUUACAGCUUCAUCUAUUAACACAGUAUAUGACUUGUUAAUCAAUUUAAAUUGUACCAUUAAUUCUCAUUUUCUCAUAUUAACACCUGAAGGUAAAUGUUACUCGUUUGGUUUAAACGAAAGGGAAUAUUUAAGCUAUGAAAAUCUUGAAAUAUUGUUACAUUCUUUAUAUCCUUCGGCGGAUGAUUUUCUUUGGAUUGUUGUACUUUCAACUACAAUUUUAGUCUUAAUUAAUGGUGCUAUAGAAGCUGGUAGAAUUUUAUCGAUUCUUAUACAUUCAUUUUAUGUAAAUCAUGGUGUUGUGGGAAGGCAUCAUACUAGUACUGGUACCCGUCGGUCAGCUUUAGCUAGAACUGUAAUUAGACUAGCACGUCAAGGAUGGACAUCUCAUAUUCCUAAUUUCAAUAUUAAUCAACAUUAUGAAGUUAUUAAUAACAAUAAUAGACCAACUGAUAAUCAUUAUCGUUCAACCGAUGAACGUCGAUUAAUUUAUGGUGAUCAACUGAACAGUUCAUCAUCAAUCAAUAUACAAUCGUUUAUAAUAUCUCAUAUUUUAGAAUGGAUAAAAAUGUUUUUUCUAGACUUGUUCUCAGCUUAUAUUCUUCUUCUGUUAUCUAUUUUACCGUUAUUAAAUCUGUUAAGUUUAUCUUAUUCUCUGCCUAUUAUUAAUUUAGCUCUUUAUUUAUUAAGGUCAUUUGUCUUAUCCUCACCUAUAAUCAAUUUACGUCUUACUAUCCUAUCAGGUCAUUUAAACUGUUGUGUAAUGUCGAAAUAUGAAAGACAUAAUAAUCAACUUACUAACAAUUCACAUUCUCGUCCUAAUCGACUGGAUCCUGUUUUAGUUCGAGAACGGUUAAAUCAAAUACCACCUGAUCAGUUAUGGGAUGAAUUGUCUCGUUUAAUCAUUCAAUCAGAUAUUGAGCUAAGAUCUGGUUCAGCAGAUUCUGCAACUUCAAGUACAUUAGAAUCUGAUACUCGUUAUCCUCACUAUCAAACUUUCAAUAAUCAAUCAAAAUGUGCAAAUGAACGUUUAUCAUCAAGUCUUAUUACAACACAAAGUAAAUCAUAA